AUCUUCGGGUGAGGCUUUCCUGAAUCAUGUGACGGGGUACUUAUAAGUCCUGUCACAUAUUGUCAGUUAUUUUAUUUUUUUUAACAUAAAAAAAAGCAUAUUUGGUACUGUCUUUGGUCGAGUUGUGGUGACACGUAGCUAGCUAGCUGCGUCGAAAUGGCAGGAGGUGUGAGGAAAAAGUCGUCCCCUGGUCCACGGUCUAGAGCGUGGGCGCCACUUCGUACACUAUGGCAGGAUAAACAUUUGAUCUUAUUCAAGGCAGAGUACACAAUACUGGUCGCCUCUGUUCUGUGGUUCCUGGAGAUCGGAAUAAACAUAUGGGUCAUCCAAAAAGUUGCAUACACAGAGAUCGACUGGCAGGCGUAUAUGGAUGAGGUAGAGGGAGUCAUCAACGGCACCUACGACUACACCCAGCUCAAAGGAGGCACAGGCCCGCUGGUAUACCCAGCAGGAUUUGUGUACACUUUCACAGCGCUGUAUUACAUCACCAACCACGGGGUGAAUAUUCGCCUGGCCCAGUACCUGUUUGCUGUUUUCUACCUGCUCACCCUGCUGCUCGUCUUCAGGAUCUACCACCGCACCCAGAAGGUUCCUCCCUACGUAUUCUUCUUUGUGUGCUGUGCCUCCUACCGGAUACACUCCAUCUUUGUCCUGCGUCUUUUCAACGACCCUGUAGCCAUGAUGAUGUUGUUCGGGGCUGUCAAUCUGUUCCUGGACGGCCGCUGGGCUCUGGGCUGUGGCCUCUACAGUUUAGCAGUGUCUGUGAAGAUGAAUGUGCUCCUGUUUGCCCCGGGCCUCCUCUUCCUCCUGCUGUCUGAGUUUGGCCUGAUGAGGGCCAUACCCAAGCUCUCUCUCUGUGCUGCCAUCCAGAUAUUGUUGGGCCUACCCUUCCUGAUGGAGAAUCCCAUUGGCUAUAUGACCCGGGCCUUUGACUUGGGUCGUCAGUUUAUGUUCAAGUGGACAGUGAACUGGCGCUUCCUGCCUGAGUGGCUUUUCCUAAGUCGCUACUUCCAUCUGGUGCUCCUGGCUGCCCACCUGCUAGCCCUGCUACUGUUUGCCCUGCGUCGCUGGAAGAGGCCUGGAGAGAGCAUCAUGGAUCUGCUGAAGGAGCCAGCCAAGCGAGUCAUCCCUGCCCAGAAACUCACCUCAGAUCAGAUGGUGCUGAUCCUCUUCACGUCUAACUUCAUCGGCAUGUGCUUCAGCCGCUCGCUGCACUACCAGUUCUACGUCUGGUACUUCCACACCCUACCUUUCCUUCUCUGGAGCGGAGGAGUCAAGAAGCUGGCUCACCUACUCAGGGUUUUGAUCCUUGGCCUGGUGGAGCUGUCGUGGAACACCUACCCUUCUACUACACACAGUUCAGCAGCCCUCCAUGUCUGUCAUCUCAUCAUGCUGCUCUCCCUGUGGUUCGUCCCCGGGGUAGAGGAGAAGACCAAGAGCAAGUGAGCUUUUCCCCUAGGAGACCCUCCUGUCGUAGGGGUCUGAUCGACCAUCUCCACCCUGCUCUCACCCCAGGCUGGUUCUCACCACGUCUUGCCCAUCUCGCUGUAGCUCUGUGCUAAUGUAUAGCGUAACGUACAGGUGGGAGAAGGUACAGCGUGAGACUGUAUGUGGAAGGUUCGUGGGGUGGGAGGAGGCCCGAAAACAAUUAGGAUUCUCAGGUUAAAGAAUUAAAUCUAAUUUAGGUGGGAGUCUAGUGUGGGAGUCUCGUUGUGAGGAGAAAUGCCGAAUGCUUUGCUGUGUUGUUGAUAAGACAUCUUUAAGUAAGGGUCUCUUACUUCCAGUAUGUAUUUUUUAUGGAGAAACUGCCUUUAGCCCAUGAUUUGUCCUGUUAAGUAGAGUCAAACUGUUAGUACAGUAGUUCCUCAUCCUGGCAAUCAGCUGGUCUGAACUUCUGUUACUGGACUAUUUGUUGAUGUAAACAUCCUGGUUUGCUGUAGCUCAGCAAUGCCAAGAUAGUGGGUUCGAUUCCAGGGACCACCCAUGUGUAAAAAAUAUUUUUUUAAAUGUAUGCAUGACUCAGUUCAUUUGGAUGAAAGCAUCUGCUAAAUGGCAUAUUAUAUUAAAGAUGGUUUCUAUGUUUUUUUAAUGAAGCUUUAAAUUGGUACCACCCAUUGGGCACAAUAGGAAUGACCACAAGGCUUACUAUAGGCUAAUACAUAAUAAAUGGCAUUUCAUAUAACAAUAUGACCAUGCAAAACUAAG
Messenger RNA from Oncorhynchus mykiss (rainbow trout), 2205 nucleotides. NCBI's taxonomy places the organism in Eukaryota, Metazoa, Chordata, Actinopteri, Salmoniformes, Salmonidae. The record is from RefSeq and is a predicted model, not a curated record.